AUGCCCUCGGCUCUCCCCUCAAGCAAGAAAGCCACGGUCAGCUAUGCCAUUGACUUGCUCAGAGCUCAUCAGAUCCGCCGAGAAAACGCGUUCCUUCAUGAAGAGCUGCAGACCUGGCGAAAAGAGAUUGUGGCCAUGCGUGAUGAGAUCAAAGAUCUGAGCGCUGCCGUCCACGUGAGUCGGACCAUAUUUGAAAAGGACCCAUCAACGUUCGAACAAAAACACGAUACCGGUUUGAGGAAAAGGUCCCAUGGACUCGAGUCUCUUCGGAAAGCAUGGGACAAUAUGAGAGAUGAGAUUUCAACCAUUCGCAUUGGCUGCGACCGAACCCGUCACAAUGAGGAGUUGAUGAGGGCCAAGCUUGACGACAAACUUGAGGCAGUGAGAAUUCACUUCCAAAAUGCGGCAGACGCCCUGCUGAACCAGCAGGGAGACAUCAUCGCUGACGUGAAAGGCCUUCAACACACGAUCGACAGUAAGGCGGAGGCUUCGCUCGUCGAAUCACUCCUGAACAGGGUCAAUGAAGUCUAUGGCCCAUCACCGGACUCUGUUAGCCGCAUCCAAGAUACCUUCGAACAUCGGGGGUCCUCCUGUGCAGCAGGAAAUCCCACGGUCCAAGUGCAAGAUUCUCAACGAAUAGAACAUCGGGGGAAUCAUUGUCUGUCCCGUGAGACAGACUACCAUGUCGAGCAUCCGCGUAAGCCAACAGAGGAGACUCUGCCGGAAGACCUGGACCUUGAUGCGAAUGCCAAUACAGUCAAUUCCGCAGGCUACUGGCGCCCUCGAGCAGAGGAGAACGGUGCUCUGCAACUGUUGCCGCCUCCAGAAGCAGAUACCUCGCCGCUCUCCAGUAUAAAGGCACUUAAGCAAGGAAGCUUUGAAGGCUGGGAGUCCUACUACUCACGGGGUAUGGCGCUUGUUGAGUCUGCGCCUCACUGUUUUGAGGAGACCAUUGUACGAGAAUUCGUCGAGGGUAUGCUUGGGAGUGCCCAGAAAAGGCAAUGCCAUCAGUGGCUGGACUCGAAGGGGUGGAACUGGGAAAACAUCAGUUUGUUUCGGAAUCGGUGCUCAGAGCUCGACAUCACUAGCACGUUCGAUUAUUCGAGAAAAAUCGAAGAUAAUCGAACAAGACUCGGGCAAUCGAUAACAAGGCCGAAGUUGACAGUCGCGCAGAGGAAUCGACAUGGUGGUCAACCACAGACAAGUGCCGGGCCACUGCGUCGAAGCCGGCGUUUACAUGAAAGGAAUAGUCGGGCGCAGGGACAACCUACGGAAUAUCGUCCCAAAUUCCAAUCAUCCCAACUUCCGGAAACCAAAGUCCCAGACAACAAUGAUUCGAUUGCUUUUCCGGACGUCCAUUCGACGCCGAGGGCCAAAUCUAGGAAUAUCCGGACGCCGACCAAACGAGGACCGCAAUUGAAUAACACGUCCAACGAGACCUCGGAUGAACAAUCUCUUGCAAAGCUUGGAGAACCAAAGGAAAGGACAAACAUAAGCACAAGGAAGAAGGCUGGUUCACCUGAACGUCUUCCAACAUUAACAGCAAGAAACGCUCCAGAAAAGAGACCCAAGGGAGCGGAGUUCAUUUUGCAGGAAAGCGAGAGUACAGGACACCGAAACCGAACACCACAACUAGUACCACUCAAAAGACCAGCGGCGGAGUCGAAUGAGGACAGUAGUGAUGAUGCCGUAUUUCCGUACACACCAGAAAUUUCAGCCCGUCUCCGGUUGCCGACCGCUGCAACCAGACAAAACAGAAGCAAAGGAAGAAGACUCCCACUGCCACCGCCACCAGAGAUUCCCAUACUGUCAACGUCAAGUGAUGAAGAGCCGUGGACCUCUCGGAAGACAGGCGCGGUGCAAGCAAGGUUCCGUUGA
Messenger RNA from Rhinocladiella mackenziei CBS 650.93, 1878 nucleotides. RefSeq lists its product as uncharacterized. The coding region runs from base 1 to 1878 and encodes 625 amino acids. NCBI's taxonomy places the organism in Eukaryota, Fungi, Ascomycota, Eurotiomycetes, Chaetothyriales, Herpotrichiellaceae. The transcript is spliced from 2 exons. The record is from RefSeq and is a predicted model, not a curated record.